Molecule: messenger RNA, 1178 nt
Organism: Hipposideros armiger (great roundleaf bat)
Lineage: Eukaryota; Metazoa; Chordata; Mammalia; Chiroptera; Hipposideridae
Gene: THAP1
Product: THAP domain containing 1
Exons: 3
Coding region: 214-855 (213 amino acids)
Biological process (GO): regulation of transcription by RNA polymerase II
Cellular component (GO): nucleus
Molecular function (GO): RNA polymerase II cis-regulatory region sequence-specific DNA binding; DNA-binding transcription factor activity
Source: RefSeq, a predicted model, not a curated record
AUCUUGGAGAUGGGAGAGGGGAGAGGGCUGUGGUCCUCCUGCUACUACAAACAACAAAACGGGCACAUUAGUCACUUCCAAGUGAAGCUAUCUUCACUGUAACUGUUGGCCAAAGCUACAGAAGAAGUGAGGGUGUCAAAGCCGACCGCAGCGACAUUGAUAGCUUCACCUGCUUGCUGGGGCGGCAGAAGUGAAGGACAGAGGACCAGAAGGAUGGUGCAGUCCUGCUCCGCCUACGGCUGCAAGAACCGUUAUGAUAAGGAUAAACCCGUGUCUUUCCACAAGUUUCCUCUUACUCGACCUAGUCUUUGUAAAAAAUGGGAGGCAGCUGUCAGAAGAAAAAACUUUAAACCCACCAAGUAUAGCAGUAUUUGCUCGGAACACUUUACUCCAGACUGCUUCAAGAGGGAGUGCAACAACAAGUUACUGAAAGAGAAUGCUGUACCCACAAUAUUUCUUUGUACUGAACCACAUGACAAGAAGGACGAUCUUCUGGAGCCCCAAGAACAGCUUCCCCCACCUCCUUUGACACCUCCCAUCUCCCAGGUUGAUGCUGCUAUUGGAUUACUAAUGCCUCCUCUUCAAACCCCUGACAAUCUCUCAGUUUUCUGUGAUCACAACUACACUGUGGAGGACACAAUGCACCAGAGAAAAAGGAUUCAUCAGCUAGAACAACAAGUGGAAAAACUCAGAAAGAAGCUCAAGACCGCACAGCAGCGAUGCAGAAGACAAGAACGACAGCUUGAAAAAUUAAAGGAGGUUGUACACUUCCAGAAAGAGAAAGACGACAUAUCAGAGAGAGGUUAUGUGAUUGUACCAAAUGACUACUUUGAAAUAGUUGAAGUACCAGCAUAAAAAAAAAUUUGUAUUGGUUUUUAAUGGGGCGAUACCACAUACUCUCUUGUAGCCUAUAAAAGAGUUUCAUUUGAAAAAAUGAAACAAUUGUACAAAAACAAUUCAGAAUAUUUUUUUAAAAAAAUAAAUUAGUUAUAUACUGUAAAAUUGUUAAUUUUUUGUUUGUAAUUUCAGGGAUUUUACGUUUUAACAAAAUAUUUUAGAAGUUACAAAUUAACCUCAGAGUUCCAGUGUAAGCUGGUUUCAAGAUUGGGAUUUUUUUGUUUUGUUUUUUUUAAUUUGAGUAUUUACAGAAAUAAUGUAAACAUAAAAAGGAAGCAGAA